This is a messenger RNA of Rhizophagus irregularis DAOM 181602=DAOM 197198, 1870 nucleotides long. The record is from RefSeq and is a predicted model, not a curated record. NCBI's taxonomy places the organism in Eukaryota, Fungi, Glomeromycota, Glomeromycetes, Glomerales, Glomeraceae.
GAACUUUGAUAAACCUUUGGCGUCAGCAUGUGAUCAGAUCAUCAUGGUGUUUUCUAUAAUAAUUUCUUUUAUUGAAGAUUAUUUUCAACGAUCAUCGAGAAUUUAUUAGCUUUCAAACUUUUAAAAUUUAUCGGUCAACUUUAUCUUAUUACUUGCACCAAACAUGUCUACAACAUUUUUGAAAGAAUUAUCUAAUGAUUACGAAAAACUUUUUGAGACAGAAUUAGGAUAUGACGUUGUUAUUUAUUCCGGAGAAGAGCCAAAUGCUAAAGAAUUUCAUGUUCAUUCAAAUAUUUUAUGUAUUAGAUCACAAUAUUUUCGCUCUGCAUUUUCUAAUGAGUGGACUGAAAAAAUAGAUGGAAAAUUUAUCUUCAAAAAACCAAAUAUUUCACCACAAUUAUUUAAUAUAAUUCUUAGAUUUAUUUAUUGUGGAAAUAUUGAAUUGAAAAAUUUACAAGGUCCCGAUGUAUUAAAAUUAUUGAUAGCAGUGGAUGAACUAAAUAUUGGUUCAUUGAUUACUCAUAUUCAAGAAUAUUUAAUUGAGAAUCGAACCGAAUUUUUGCAUCAAAAUCCAACUGGAAUUCUUGAAACAGUAUAUCAGCAUGAAACAUUUGUUGAUUUAUGGGAUUUUUGUCUUGAAAAUAUUUGUGAAAAACCAACGAUCUUAUUUAAUUCCGAUAAAUUCAUUAAUUUAAAAGCUUCUUUAUUGGAAUUAUUACUAAAAAGAGAUGACUUAAAUAUGAAUGAAAUCAAAAUUUGGGAAAAGUUAUUAAUAUGGUGUUUUUCUCAACAAAAUGUGAAUGUGAAUAAUGAUCCAACAAAAUGGAGUGAAGAAAAUAUUAUAAAGAUUAAGGAAGAAUUACACAGAUUUAUUCCUUUAAUUCAAUUCUAUAAUAUUGAACCUGCAGAUUUCUUUUAUAAGGUUUAUUGUUAUAAAGAUAUCUUGCCACAAGAUUUGAUUCAUGGUCUUUUGGAAUUUCAUAUAGUACCUAACAUGAAACAAAAAACUAAUCUUCCUUUUUCAAGAAAACAAGAUUUAAAAUAUCAUCUUGAUUCAAUCUUAAUUGAACCAGAUAGUAUUCUUCUUCUUACUUCAUGGAUUGAUAAAAAAGAUUCUUCACAUUAUGAUAAAAAAAAUGUUCCUUAUGAUUUUAAAUUAUUAUAUCGUUCAAGUCGGGAUGGAAUUGAUUCUAAUUCAUUUCAUACCAAUUGUGAUAAUAAAGGCGCUACUAUUUGGGUAGCAAAAAUUAAAGAUUCAACGCAAUUAGUUGGAGGGUAUAAUCCACUUGAUUGGAGCGGGGAUAGUGGUUAUAAAGCUACAGUAAAUAGCUUUUUAUUCAGUACUACAGAUGGAAAAAAUAUUUCAACUGCAAAAUUAAGUUAUGUAAAUAUGACGUCAUGUGCUAUUUAUUGUUCUCGUGCUCAUGGACCUUCUAUGGGUAAUUUAAACUGUAUAAACGAUAAUUGGCUUUAUAAUAGUUAUGAUAAUGGAGACCGUUAUCCAAAAAUAGGAAUCCCAGCACAUUUUAUUGUAGAAAAUUAUGAAGUGUUUCAAGUAACCAAAAAUAAUUAGUAAAAUAAUUAAAGAAACACGCGAGUAGUUAUUAAACCUUUUAAUGAAAUAUUUAAAAUAUUACAAGGAAUAUUAAAUAAUUUCUUAGCUUAAAUCUGAUAAUUAUGUAUUUAUUAUUAGUAUUAAAAAAAAAAAUUCAUGGGUAUUAUGUGGGUAUUAUGUACAGGGUUGAGCACUAUACAGUAUGAUUUCCUGAAUUUAGUGUUACGAUCCGUCAAUCCGUAAGUAAACACAUUUUGGCUAUUUUAUGAACAUUAAAUCAAUAAAUAAAAAUUUUUUUUUAAGAUAUUAUCAAUU